Enterobius vermicularis (human pinworm) is the source of this 909-nucleotide messenger RNA. NCBI's taxonomy places the organism in Eukaryota, Metazoa, Nematoda, Chromadorea, Rhabditida, Oxyuridae. The record is from the annotation of a GenBank genome assembly.
CCCCGCUUUUUUUUCAGCUUUGUGGUUGAUGACGAUGAGUCACCCGAGGUUAGCAGUGAGUCGGAAGAUGAUGAAUAUGAAGAAUCCAGUGAAUUUUCAUCUGAUGAAGAUAGCUCAGAUUCAAGCGAAUUUCAUAGGCAAGAAAAGAAGGUUGUUGAAAAAGUACCCAGUAGAGACUCUCUACUCAAGACUAAAUAUUCUAAAAACUUGAAGGAGCACAAUGGUUUGUAUUUAAAUUCAAAACUUUUAUAUUGUUUUAUUUUCUUAACUAAGCUGCAAGAGGAUACCUUUUUUUAUCUUUGUUAUUAUGGAAUGAGCAUUGAAUGGAAUCCGCGUCUGCUGAAAACUGCUGGCCGUUGUCUAUGUACAAAGAAUUUUACAGCAAAAAUAGAGCUUUCUGUUAAAGUGUGUAAUCGACCAGACCGGGUUAGGGAUACUCUACUCCAUGAACUUUGUCACGCUGCGGUGUUUGUUGUCGAUAAAAUUGCAUUUGGACGUCAUGGUCCAGCUUGGCAAAAGUGGGCGCGUCAAUGCAUGAAUUUAUUUCCACGUCUUCCGGUCAUCCAGCGAUGUCAUCAGUAUUCCAUUGAUGCGAAAUAUCAUUACAUUUGUGACACUUGUGGUCAAACGGUAAAACGCCAUUCUAAAUCACUGGAUCUAAAUCGGUUCAAGUGUGGCAUUUGUAAGGGUUCUUUUGUCUUGCAUGAUGCUAGAGGAGAGCGAGUGGAGAUGAAAGAGAAAAAAGCGAAUCCUUUCGCAAAAUACGUUCAGGCAAAUUACAAAAGACUAAGAGAGGAUGGUAGAAAGCAUGCCGAAGUGAUGAAAAUUCUUUCAGAGAAUUUCAAAAAGGUAAUCUGUAUAGUUACGGUAAACUAUGGGGAAACUGUUCAUUUCAUUUGUGACCUUUAA